Molecule: messenger RNA, 567 nt
Organism: Ylistrum balloti
Lineage: Eukaryota; Metazoa; Mollusca; Bivalvia; Pectinida; Pectinidae
Exons: 4
Coding region: 1-567 (188 amino acids)
Source: RefSeq, a predicted model, not a curated record
AUGAAAGGCGAGUGUGUUUCCACUGCGUCACCCGACCAUGAUUUGAUUUUAAAAAUAAGAUGGUUGGCUGUGAAACACGGAACUCCCGAAGACAACAUGGACGAAACUAAACAAUACGACAAGGAACGAGAAAUCGGUACUGAAGGAACAGAUGAUAGAGUUCCCCCUUGUUUGUACCCGGAAGUGGUGGUGAUCGCUCAUGGAUCUGUAUCCUCAAUUUCCGUUUCCUCUGACUUACGCAGACCUCCAGCAUCCGGUGGAUACUGGGCGUGUUCAGAGUGUUCUCUGCUGAAAGACGUUUCUUCCUACCAAAUACCUGUCCGUUCUAGUCGAAAAGACAAUUUGAAGAAGCGCAUUUGGUCAGCACUGAGUUCCCUUAUCUUUUCCUGUGUUAAGAAAUCACGGAUGGAUACAAUGCGAAGACAGAGUGAAACAUCUAUGAGGUCAGUUUGUGUAGCACCUCGAUCAGGAAACGUAUCGGUGCGGUCAGUUCAUCCGGCGAUUCAAAGACUUAGAAAACGACACGAGGACAUGUAUACGAUCUUCAAUGAGGAUCUUUUCUAUUGA